Penicillium antarcticum is the source of this 2532-nucleotide messenger RNA. Its product is annotated as nitrogen permease regulator 3 family protein. Gene Ontology annotation, cellular component: GATOR1 complex. The coding region runs from base 1 to 2532 and encodes 843 amino acids. Gene Ontology annotation, biological process: positive regulation of autophagy; negative regulation of TORC1 signaling; TORC1 signaling. The record is from RefSeq and is a predicted model, not a curated record. NCBI's taxonomy places the organism in Eukaryota, Fungi, Ascomycota, Eurotiomycetes, Eurotiales, Aspergillaceae. The transcript has 2 exons.
AUGCGGGGAAUUAAUCCCGCCCAACCACUCUCAAGCCUACGAUCUCCAACUCCCCCACGGAGCCCGAAGACACCAAAUGUCCUCGAUCGCACGGCCACCAGACCCGUGUCUAGUGGCCAUAAUAUUAAUUGUCCGCUCAAGAACCGGCCCCCGUCUCGUCUUCCACUACCCCCGAAACCACUUAGCGAGAACCGAAUUAAAACCACCGCCAAGGGCGGCCGGCGCAGCUCCCGCACUCGUACGCGACAAGGCUCGAGAAACACCGAUUCUAGCUCAAGCAGUGAAAGCGGCUUAAGCUCAGACGAUGAGGAGGAGGACCGCGAGCGAGAAAAAGAAACUCAUGCCGGCGGCAGCUCAGUGCAUGCAGGUCGGCGCGCCAGCAACUUCGGCCUCGACGAGCACCUUUCCGUCUCGGCUUCGACUGCAGCCAACGAACCGCACCGUCCCGGAUCUCUAGGCUCUGGUCGAGCUUCCUCGCUACGAAAGCGCGGUGGCGCAGGUUCCGAUCUCGAAGAGGAUGCAGGGACCGCGUCUGAUCGACCUGAGGAUGGACCCGGGAGUUCUAGGCCCCCCUGGGAGUCCCUUCUGGGUGUGCCUGGGAGUGUAUGGGAGAAGUUGUUGAGUCCGUCUCGGUCGUGGCAUAAGCGGCGCUUCGAGGUUGGCAUUAAUGAUCUGGCGCUUAUUGGGUGGCCGGUGUUUGUGCGCGAGGAUGGGACAUGGCGCAAACAACGACGCAAGAAAAAGAAGAAGCCCCGUGCUGACUGGGAUGGUGGUGAAUUGGGUCACAAUGAGCAGGCCGAGGAUGGGCAGGGUGAUGAGCACUUCGUUACGUCUCCUGAUAUGGGUGCUAGUGUUGCUUCCAUUGCCGAGUCUUUGACUUCGCCGACGGAUAGUAAGCGUGAUUCGACGAGUGGGAAACCGGGGAAGAUGGGGGACGGGCCUCUUGAUCCUGAGGACAAAGACCAUAUGACUAUGUUCAAUGUGGUGUUUGUCGUGGACCCGCCUCUUUUGGAGUACUCGAUGCGCGUGAAGGAAAUCUAUGAGAACGUUAUCAAGAAGUUUGCCAAAGCUCUCAAAUGGGAGCAGGCUCGCACUGAUUAUGUGUGGAAAGAGUCUCAGCACAUCUUGCAAGUUCGCCGGAGAGCACGAGAGAAUAAAACAUCGACUCACAACCUUUACUCCGAGUUGAUAUCUCAGUCUUCGCUGGCUCGGGCUAUGUACACCGUUUACAGUAGCAUAUCAGCAUCCAAGAUCGCAUCUAUCUCGCUCAGCCCCGAUGUGUCUAUUUCGCUCCAAAUCCCGCCAUUGACCUCUACCCCAUACGUUUCUGGCCCAGCAGACAAGUCAUACCCCGGCCUGUGGUUGACCACAGCAGACAGUGCAACUCCAGUGGACGACCCAGGAGCUGAUGGAAACAAUACACCACAUCAGGUAUUGGCAAAGCAUUUCGCCCUCCUACUUUUGGACAGCGAAGCUGCUAUUAUCAAAGAUGUCGAAGCCUCCGGUGGCACUCUAGCCCCAGCACUCGCCCAUUAUAUCCGCUGUUCCAAGCCAACCAAGUCCUUUGCUCAGAUAUCGGCUUCGUCAGGGAUCCCCUUGUCCCAUAUCCAGAUGCUGUCAAGCCAUCUUGUGUAUUGGCGCCGUGCCCGCGCUAUUCCUCCCAUUCAUCAACGAGACACAUACAUCGUCUCUCCAAACUGCGACCUGAGCAAGCUGGAAGUAGCUACGAUCGCCUAUCAAGCGGCGUUCCCAACACUUCCCAGCUUGCCAAAGAUGCUUUCCACCCUCAGCGGCACCCCUCGCCCAUACAGCAACUUUAUCCCCAGCAAGGACCACAAGGAGGUCUACUUCACUAUCCUAGCAUGGUUAUUGCGCGGUGGUUGGGUCACCCAGCUGCGCACAUUCGCACGUAUCAAGGUCACACCCGAGAUCAAAAUGGCCGUGGAAAUGGCAUUGCGGAAGGAGGAAGUGGACCGGUACCUAGCAAAGGGCUCCUCCAACACCAUCCCAGUCGACGAAGAUGACUCCGACGACGAGAACGAGGACGAUGAUAUCAACUCCUCAUCCUCAUCGUCACUGGCAAGCCACGGCAGCGGAGAAGAGACACCCAUGCCCGGCCGACUCGAUCCACACACUCAACUACGCGUGUCUCACAAGUAUCUCGAUCGAUCAACCGCUCUCCGUCUCUCAUCAUUCAUCCUCUCUCCACACCGCGCAUCCCCACUCGAGUCACGCUGGCUUGACGAGAUCGUCGCUCGAUUCCCUGACCACCCCAGCACAGAGCAAGAUGAUAUCAACAAUAGUCCGGAUAUCACGCCCAAUGAUCUCCAGACCGUACACAAGAAAUACUGGCCAGUUUUCCUGAAAUACUUCAAUGGAUAUGACGCUGUGGAAAAGAUUUCCGUUCGGGAAAAUCUCAAACGCAAACUUGUCUGGCAGGUUCUUAUGCGGCUAGGGUUGGUCACAGGUCCGCUAGGGUCGAUUGACUUGGAUGCGCGUGAACAGGUGUUGGUCAGUGUUCGGCAUUGGUAG